UAAACGGUGGCUGGAGUCAGUGGAGUGCCUGGUUGGAAUGUCGCUGCCCUGGGAAGCCUGCCCAGGGCAGGAAGCGAUCGAGAACAUGCAGCGAUCCGAUCCCGCUGUACGGAGGGGCACCCUGUGUUGGACCGAAUCAACAGAAAACACCCGAUUGUGUCACUUGUCCGGAAGAUACACAAAUCAUUACGCCGAAUGGAUUCGAGGACAAUACUUUUGUUCGUCGCUGGUCCGCCUGGUCAACGUGGAGCAUGUGCUCAACCAAGUGCGUCCAAAUACGCCGCCGAGUCUGCCGAGCCCAAAAUUUGGAGUUCUACGACAAAGCCUUGGUAAAGCACCAUCAACAGUUGGCCGCCCUGAUGGACGAUCGGGAGGAGCAGGACGGUGGCGUAGGAGGAGGCGGCAUCACAAGUACCAGCAGUGGAUUCGGUUGCCUCGGGAAGGACUUCCAGUCCAUCGUCUGCCGUGGCGGUGAAUGCAAAAUUGAUGAAACAGCAUCCGAUUGGAUCUUCUACCUGGGACUCGGAUUCAUUGUCACCCUGUGCAUCACUUUCUUCGUGUUCCUGGUUCAUAUCCGCCAUCGCCAGAAGAUGCCCUCGUACAGCAUCACUAGAACCGCACCGGAUCAGCACACCUACACGCACGAGUUCCAGAAGAAGCUCACUCAUAACUCCAGCAUCAUCCCGGAUAUUAACAUUCGGGUGAACAACUACGAGUACUCCAACGGAAGUACAAUGGAAGCACCGAAGAUACCCGGUCAGAAUGUCCCUUUGCUACUUCCACGGUCCAUUUCCACGGAGCACCACUACGACGAACCGCAGUUCACAUCUAGCUAUUCGACGCCCAUCGACAGCAAAAACCACGAGAAGGCUAAUUUGUACCACCAACAACAACAGCAGCUAAAACAGCCACAACAAUACCAUCAGCAUUUGUAUCAUCCGAACCACCCAUCGUCACCCGCACCGACCGCGACAUCCAGUCUGAAAAGCUCGCAUCAACAACAACAACAACAACAGCAGAAACAGACAACCCUACAGAGCCAACCACCAGCACCACCCUCGCAGAAGAGCGGCGGGGGAGGACAGUACAUCAGUUCGGAAUCGUUGACCAGCAAUACCAAUACAUCAAACUCCACCUACGCGGUCGCAACCACGGAAUCCCUCGAGACGUCCAGCUCCAACGAGGCCAUGUACAAAUCGAACAGCAUGCGUCAGGUGGUCACCUCGGACGGUGGCUGGCUCGAGCUGAACCAUCUCCAAACAUCGCUUUCCAUCCCGGAGGGAGCGCUCCCGGAAACCCUCAAGAUCAACGUGUUUCUCGCCGUCAUGUACGACUCCAAAGAUACGAUUCUAGUCGAAAACCAAAUCACCCACAUCAGCCCGACGAUCGUCUGCGGUCCGGCCAAGAGCAGCUUCUCCAAGCCGCUGAUCCUCAAGGUGCCACACUGUGCCGAAGAUAUCAGCAAUUGGAAAAUCUCCCUCUUCUACAAGGAGGAAGUGACGAACUGUUGGAAGAAGAUUGCAUCGUCGGAAAAUGACGUCCCUAGUCCGCAGGCUUACAUUCAGCUCGACCUGAAGAAUGCCUACAUCAUGACCCGAAAGCUGGGCAAGUACAUACUCGGAGGGGAAAACCUCUCGCCGGACGUCUCCGUUAUGAAACGACUUAAGAUUUACAUGUUCGGCCCCAGCCGGAAGCCGGAAACGGAUUUCAACAUUCGCGUCUACAUCCUGGAAGACUAUCCCAGUGCGCUGGAGCAUUGCUCGAUCAUCGAAAGCCGAAUGGGCUACUUCAUGAUUGGCCAGAGUUCACCGUUCCACUUUCUCAACAACAAGCAGAACAUGAUCCUCAGGAUCAACUGUUCCGGUGGAUGGACAUCGAAGGUCGAUACCGCUACUCAGAGGAUUCCCUUCAAUCACGUGUGGAAGAACAUGUCAAUUUUGCACUGUGAGUUCAUGCUGCAGAAGGUGGUCAACGAGAUUCCCUGCCUGAGGGUGGAACUGGCCGUCGAGCAGGAGAACGGCACGAAAGUGCUCAUCACGUCGGUGGCAUUUUCGUGAUAGUACAUGCGGAAGGCUCUGGAAAAGUUGAUGACGAUCUAGCGGAGCGAGCGGUCAAGGUUAUGGACGAUCGACGAAGGAACAAAAGAACGGUAUUCAUCGUGUAGCCUCUGAUGGUGUAGUGAUAUUAUUGAAUCCAAGCAAAUGGGGACGCAUUCCCGAUGGAUGUAGGUGUAAGCGUGUAUAAGGUAGGAAAAUAUUUAUUGGAAACAGCAGGAUUACGACGAACUAGAUUCGAGUAGGAUGUGUAUUGCCCGAAUCGAAGUGCGCUAUUGUUUAUCGACAGUUGCAGUAAGUAAACUUGUUAUUACGAAUGUGCAUUCAAAGGUUAGUCUGUAGGAUCGAUAAGCCAAACAGAGUUGAAAACACGGUAAGUCGAAAAAUGUUCAAAACCAUGAAGAAAGAGAAGAAUGGUGUAGAUUAAAUUAGUAGUUGUUAAAUAAGACUGAUCGUGAGGAACAAUAAAGAGUUGGAAAAUAGA
This is a messenger RNA of Ochlerotatus camptorhynchus, 2538 nucleotides long. Its product is annotated as netrin receptor unc-5-like. NCBI's taxonomy places the organism in Eukaryota, Metazoa, Arthropoda, Insecta, Diptera, Culicidae. The annotation marks the transcript as partial. Gene Ontology annotation, cellular component: membrane. Gene Ontology annotation, molecular function: netrin receptor activity. The record is from RefSeq and is a predicted model, not a curated record. The transcript has 6 exons. Gene Ontology annotation, biological process: motor neuron axon guidance; netrin-activated signaling pathway.